AUGUUCUCGGCAAAUGAAAAUCUGGCAUUGCGCCAACACAAGAAGAAGGUUGUGGCGUUUGUGGAAGAAUGUAUACCCGAAGAGGCACUGGACAUGGGAACAAUGGUGAUGGCCAUGCAGGUCUCCUGUAAGGCUCCUGGUUGCGUGCCAUUGGAGACGGCCAUAGUCAUUGUCUUUCCGAAACUGGGUGAAGAGUUAAUUGCUGGAUUGCCGGAAUCCUGUGGUGGGAACUACAAGACGAAAGUGUUAAAGCCCAUGGUGGAAGUGACCAAAGAAGAUGUUUUGGAAGCAUUGCCCCCAGCAUUUCCUGGAGGCAAACGGUCCAUGGAAAAUCUCUUCAUGCAAGCCAGAGAUGUCAUGCUGGGACAAAUCACGCAGCUAUUGCCGAGGAAGAUCAGCAGGGAAGAAAGAUAA
Messenger RNA from Seminavis robusta, 414 nucleotides. The record is from the annotation of a GenBank genome assembly. Lineage: Eukaryota; Bacillariophyta; Bacillariophyceae; Naviculales; Naviculaceae.